UUCAACCAGUUUACAAAUAUGGUGCUGUUUUCUUACAUCUCACAGCCAUUUGAGCAAAGCACUCAAUUUAGAAUUUCAGACUCUCUCUCUCUCUCUACUAUUUCUGUGCCUUCCUCAGUUGACUCCCUACGCCUAUUAAGCUUCCCAACUCGUCUUUCUCUCACCAAGUUCAAAUUCUAUUGCCCUCUCUCUCUCUACAUAUUCUUACUGGCAUCUGGAUUAGAUGGUGCCUUCACCUGGUGCAUCUGAAUCAGGAUGAGAGGGCUUUCUGGUGCAUUGCCUUCUCCAGUUGAACCCAGGCAUAGGCAAGCUGGCUUACUUGACAGUGGGAGCAAAAGGAGGAUCCAAAGACUGACAGACUUGGAAGACACUGAUAAGGCCAUCUUCAAUCCCGUUCAGGACAGGAAUUCGAGCUGCAAGCUUUGCUCUCUGAAGCUUGUUCUUGUUCUUAUCAUAUGCGGCACUUUCUUAACACUCCUCCAUUCUCCAACAUUUCAUCAUGGAGAGCAACCCUUAAAGACAAGAUAUGUAGAUUUGGGUUGGCCAUGGGAGACAUCGGUUACAGAUGACCAAUAUGUCUCACGAUCUGAGGUCAGCUGGUCCCAAAUUUCCAAAUUCCUGGAUCAGCUGAGCAAGACAAGAGAAAAACUAUCGGUUGGGUUGCUAAACUUCAACUCUUCCGAACUCCAUCAGUGGAAGAAGUUGACACCAGGUCUAAAACCGGUCAAAUUACACAUAGAACAUGCAAAACCAAACAUCACAUGGGAUUCACUUUACCCCGAGUGGAUAGAUGAAGAAGAAUUCUCUGAAAUUCCUGUUUGCCCUUCCUUACCAUUGCCUAAUGCUCCAAGGAAUUUGAAGCUUGAUUUAAUUGCGGUAAAGCUUCCAUGCAAAAGGGUAAAGAACUGGUCAAGAGAUGUGGCCAGGCUCCAUUUGCAGCUUGCAGCGGCAAAGCUUGCUGUUUCUAUGGAUGGCUCCUCAUCUCACAUUCUUCUUGUGUCUGAGUGUUGGCCUAUCCCAAAUCUUUUCACAUGCAAGGAGCUCAUCUUUCAUGAAGGAAACACAAGGGUUUAUAGGCCCGACAAGGUGACAAUGGUGAAGAAACUUGGGCUACCGGUUGGGUCCUGUGAGCUUGCAGUGCCACUCAAAGCAAAAGACCGCAUCUAUGCCGGAAACCCGCGUCGUGAAGCCUAUGCGACCAUCCUGCACUCUGCCCACAUCUAUGUCUGUGGCGCCAUUGCUGCUGCACAAAGCAUCCGUCUCACAGGCUCAACCCGUGACCUCGUCAUACUUGUCGAUGAAACUAUCUCCUCCCAUCAUAGAAGUGGCCUUGCAGCGGCAGGUUGGAAGAUAAGGACCAUCCAAAGGAUCCGAAACCCUAAGGCCGAGAAAGAUGCGUAUAAUGAAUGGAACUAUAGCAAGUUUCGACUUUGGCAACUCACUGACUAUGACAAGAUUAUAUUCAUUGAUGCCGAUCUCCUCAUACUAAGAAACAUUGACUUCCUCUUUGAAAUGCCUGAGAUAACGGCCACUGGUAACAACGCUACCUUGUUUAACUCUGGAGUAAUGGUGCUUGAGCCCUCUAAUUGCACGUUCAAUCUACUAAUGGACCACAUUAACGAAAUUGAGUCAUAUAAUGGGGGGGACCAAGGGUACUUGAAUGAGAUUUUCACAUGGUGGCAUCGAAUACCAAAGCGUAUGAACUUUUUGAAGCAUUUUUGGGCCAAAGAUGAGGAGGAGAAAGAGUAUAAGACCCGGCUAUUUGCUGCAGACCCACCUGAGCUCUAUGUCCUCCACUACUUGGGCCUGAAGCCAUGGCUAUGCUUUAGGGAUUAUGAUUGUAAUUGGAAUGUGGACAUAUUGCAAGAGUUUGCAAGUGAUAUUGCUCAUUGGAGGUGGUGGAAAGUGCAUGAUAUGAUGCCUGAGAAACUGCAGAGGUUUUGUCUGCUUAGAUCAAAGCAAAAGGCAGGGUUAGAAUGGGAUCGCAGGCAAGCGGAGAAGGCGGCCUAUGAUGAUGGCCAUUGGAAGAGAAACAUAACCGAUCCUCGUCUUAAGAUUUGUUUUGAAGAGUUUUGCUUUUGGGAGAGCAUGUUAUGGCAUUGGGGCGAAACGAAUUGGACUGACGAUGCUACUCCUGUCACUACCACUGUACCAACAGCUUCUCUGUCUAGUCUGUAAUUUGUUAUCUUCAUUAUUAUUUUUCAUCACGAACUCGAGUUCGUGAUGAAAUUCAUUGAAGUUGGGGAUGUUUUUAGUUUGGCUUCGAUCUUAUCCUCAAUUUUGACAAUCUGUAGCCCAAGUCAUAAAUUGUUUCACAAAUUUAAAUCUCAUUGGUACUUCGAAUA
Amborella trichopoda is the source of this 2345-nucleotide messenger RNA. RefSeq names its product putative UDP-glucuronate:xylan alpha-glucuronosyltransferase 3. NCBI's taxonomy places the organism in Eukaryota, Viridiplantae, Streptophyta, Magnoliopsida, Amborellales, Amborellaceae. Gene Ontology annotation, molecular function: glycosyltransferase activity. The record is from RefSeq and is a predicted model, not a curated record.